GACGGUGCGACGUUGACGUUGACCGCUCUUCCCUAAGCUUCCAUGUCUUUCUCGCUCUAGUGUAUCUCUCUUCGUCUCUCUUUAUUUUGCUAUGCAUCGUAACACGCCUUUGGUGACGUUGGAGCUGCCUUUGCGCAAUAAUCCUCUUUCCCCCGUUUCGGAUGGCGAAGAUGACCGACCGGCGAAGCGUUUCUACCACUACAUACCGUUGUAUCUUGCCGUAUUCUUCAUUCUGUCUCCCCAUCCCUCCGUCCUGGUCGUCCUGGUGAAUUAUCACCUGAAGACGCUGAAUUCCCCGCUGCGAUUCACAGUGCAUUUGCUAUGCAUCUACCUGCUCACCUUCCUUGCUUUCUCUUCCCUCAUUGUCUGUAUCGCUCGAGAUCCUGGUUCUGUCAACACUGAAGAGCAAGCCACUGGUUCUGAGAACGAAGACGGGGAGAUGUCCUUGACCGAGGCUCUUAUAGGCGGCCAUGACGAUUCAUUCAGCCCAGAGCGAUGGUGUCGCAGGUGUCAAUCGCCAAAACCGGAACGUGCACACCACUGUUCGCAGUGUGGGCGAUGUGUCUUGAAAAUGGACCAUCAUUGCGCCUGGGUGGCGAACAAGUGUAUCGGCCACCGGACGUACCCGGCCUUCGUUCAUUUCCUCACUUCGGUCACCCUGCUAGCAGCGUACAUCACACUGAUGUCAGGAUCAGCUCUCUGGUUUGCGUUUACACAUCCGUUAGACGUGGACGAGAAGACGCCUAUUCAUGAACUGUUUAUAUUCGCGGAGGGAUUUGUGUUUUCACUGGUGAUAGGUUCUUUCCUCAUCUACCAUAUAUACCUUGUAUCGACCAAUCAAACUACACUUGAGCACCUAUCUCCCUUCCUACUGUUACGAUAUCUUCCUCCCUUCCCUCCCUCCGAAGACAGUCAUAAGCUAUCGAAUCCUCCGGAAGAGCAUGAACUCUCGUUCCGGCAAAGGAGUCUUAUCAGAGCUGCUCAUGGGCAUAUACGUUUGUACGAUGUAGGCUGGCGCAAGAACUGGGCGCAAGUGUUUGGCUGGAACAAGAGAUGGGGUUGGGUGUAUCGGUUAGUAUUCGGCGGCGGAUGUCGAGGCGAUGGAAGGCAUUUCCCCCGAAAUCCCCGGACGGACGAGAUGCUAGCUCGGCUCGCGUCCGAGUUAGUCAAAGUGGAUAAAGACAAUUGAAUCUAUACUGGUGUUGUGUAUACGGUAGAGACGAUAUACCCACGGAAACCCCGUUGUGCUGUUUUUCACUGGAGUAUCAUAUGUAGCAUUAUUGAUACACUUCGAUUUCGU
Messenger RNA from Gloeophyllum trabeum ATCC 11539, 1300 nucleotides. RefSeq names its product zf-DHHC-domain-containing protein. Bases 92 to 1189 code for a protein of 365 amino acids. Gene Ontology annotation, biological process: peptidyl-L-cysteine S-palmitoylation; protein targeting to membrane. Gene Ontology annotation, molecular function: protein-cysteine S-palmitoyltransferase activity. Lineage: Eukaryota; Fungi; Basidiomycota; Agaricomycetes; Gloeophyllales; Gloeophyllaceae. Gene Ontology annotation, cellular component: Golgi apparatus; endoplasmic reticulum. The record is from RefSeq and is a predicted model, not a curated record. The transcript has 7 exons.